AUGGCAACCACAUUCAAGUAUCUUGUUUCCCUAAUCUUCCUUGCUUUUGUCAUCAAAGGAUCAUGUGGCCAAAUGUGUCCGUUGAACAGCCUUCAAAUUGUCCAAAGAAACACUGGGCAAGUAGUAGCUGGCAAGCCUCUAUGGAGGGUGGAGGUUAUCAACAAUUGCAUUUGUGAUCAAAGCCAAAUAAUGUUGUCUUGUAACGGGUUUCAAUCUUUCGAGGGUGUUGACCCGUUAAUUCUUAAAAAGAUAGGUGAUAAUUGCCUCUUAUAUAACGGUCAUUUAUUGAGUCCUAGAAAUAUCGAUGUAUUUGCCUAUGCUUCGGAUUCAUCCUUUCCUUUUGUUCCUGUAAGCUCUGUUACAGGUACAUGCCAUCAAAAAGAUAUAUAGUGUAUUCAAAACAUGAUAUGGAUUUCAAAGGAUUUAAGA
This is a messenger RNA of Medicago truncatula (barrel medic), 429 nucleotides long. RefSeq lists its product as uncharacterized. The transcript is spliced from 2 exons. The record is from RefSeq and is a predicted model, not a curated record. Lineage: Eukaryota; Viridiplantae; Streptophyta; Magnoliopsida; Fabales; Fabaceae. Gene Ontology annotation, biological process: cell fate determination. Bases 1 to 390 code for a protein of 129 amino acids.